AGAACUUGUAUAUAAUGAUAAUCGAAGCACCCAAUCAGCAAUUUCCAAAUAGAAAGUUUUAAGCUUUAUUUCAACUUGGAAAGGGAGCCUAAGGUUCAGUUUAUUUAGUCAAAUCAAUAAAUUGGGGAAUAAAUGAUUAAAAAUAGUUUGCCAUAAAAUAAUAGGCAAAUUUUAAUGACAAUGAGCUAUAAACCUUAAACAUGAUAAUCAAAUACUAAAACAACUAAUUUAAUCAAGCAUCAUAAGUAAUAAAGAUAUAUGAAAUAUGUUAAUACAAUAAUAAGGUACUUUUAAUAAUGGAAUCUGGGGAAUAAGAUCUUUACAAAUAUAUUGAACAAUAAUAAUAAUUAAGUUUAGACUCAAAAAUAAAAAUAAUGAAAUAAGUAUUGAAAUUUAAUAUUUAUAUAGUUAUCAUAAUCUAUUUACUUUUUUCAUGAAACCUUGAAAUUGAUUCACAGAGAUAUAAAACCUGAAAACUUUAUCAAAGUAGGAGAUGAAUUCAAACUUAUUGAUUUUGGCUUAGCUAAAACUACUCAAGAUUUAUUUAUGACAUAAAAUGUAGGAACACCGUAAUUUUAAGCACCAGAAAUAAUUUAAUACAAAUAAGAUUACACUUGUGCUGUAGAUAUUUGGUCAUUAGGUUGUGUAUUUUAUGAGCUUUGUAAAUCAUAAGUAUUAUUUUAAGGUAUUAUUUUCUAUUAAUUUAGCAAAUACGAUUUAGGAAAUAUAAAACAUUGUACUAAAUUUCAAUUCAAAAUAUUUAGAAGAUAAAUUAAAUUAAGAUGAGAUGCCUUAAUCAUUAAAGAAUCUUUUAAUUUAAAUGAUUCAACCAAAUCCAAAAGAUAGAUUAUCAAUUAAAGAAGUGGUUAAUAAACUCAAUCAAAUCUAAAUAGAAUAAUCUGGAAAUUAAAAUAAUAAUUUUAUAGUUUAAAAUGGAUUCUAAAAAAAUAAUCAACAAUUUUAAUAAUAAAAUAAUUUUCCAUAAAUAAAUUAAUAAAUUAAAUUUAAUCCAUAGAUGUAAUAGGAAAAAUAAUAAAUACAAUAAUAAUAAUAAUAAUAAUAAUAAUUAAAAGAUUAAGAUUAAAAAUAAAUAGAAUAAACUACUUUAAUUUAAUAAAUUAUAACUAUUUUAGAAAGAUCAAAUACUUAAGAACAAUUUAAAAAUCUAUAAGAUCAAUAAGAUAAAUAUUAAUAAACAAUUACAUAAUAAAUUUAAUAGUUGUAAAACUAGUUUGAGACUAAUUUGAAUGAAUUAAAAAAUGAAUUUAAAGAUUAAAAUAAUUAAUAAAUAAAAGUUUAAAAUUGUAAUAAUGAGAACUUUAAUAAAGUUAUUUAAGAGUACUAAUUAAAUAUCAAAGAAUUAAAAUUAAAAAUAAAAGAAUAAGAUAUUGAAAUAAAAGAAUUGAAUUAAAGUUUAAUUCAAUUCUAAACCAAAAUAUAAGAAUUAAAUAAUUAAAUACAUGUAUCUAAAGAUAAAGAAUAGGCAUACUAACAAUUAGAUUAACAAAAUAAAGAAUUGAUUAAAGAUAUUGAACAAUAAUAAUAAAUGAAAUAAUCAUAAUUAUAGAGGGAAAUAUAAGAUUAAAAAAAUUUAAUUGAAAACUAUGAAAAGAAUAGUAAACAAUAUUAAGAAAAGUUAUCUGAAUUAAAUUAAUCUAUUAAUCAAUAUAAAUCUUAAGAAAAAAUAUUACAAAAUAAAAUUCAAGAGAAUGAAAAGAAAAUUUAAGAAUACUAAGAUUUUAAUCAAAAUUAAAAGAUGCAAUUAUAAUAAUUAAAUUAAAUUAUUUAAAAUUCUUAGUAAAUAAAAGAAUAGGAAGAUAAGAGUGAAAUUUUAAUAAAUAAAAUACUCUUAUAACUUGAAAAAUAAGACAAUCAAAUUCAACUUUAAUACAAUAUUUUAAGUGAGAAGAAAUGUAAAGAAAACUUAUAACAAAAUGAGAAAGAAAAGAAAAUUUAAGAUUACUAAGAGAUUAUUCAAAAUUAACAGGUCCAAUUAUUAAAAUUAAAUUAAAUUAUUGCAGAUUCUAAGCAAAUAGAAGAACUAGAAAAUCAAUUUGGAACUUAAAUUCUUAAAAUACUUGAUUCACUAGAAAACCAAUAAAAUCAAAAAUUAAUUCAACUUUAAUAGACAAUAGUUACAGAACUAAAAUCCAUUAAAAUAAACUCAUAAAAUUAGUCUGGAUAGAAUGUAUAUCAAGAGAAACUGGAGGAAUUAAUAUAACUAAAUGCUUAAUUAUAAAACACAGUUUAAUAAUAAGAAUGCCAACUUCAAUAAAAGAACAUAUAAAUAGAUAUCGUUAGAUCUGAAACCAAACGUUUAUUAGAAAAUUUAAAAAAAAAUUCUAUUUAACCUUAAAAUAUAAACAUGCACAUACGAUAAUCCAUAGCUGCCUUGAUUGCUUAAUAAAUUAAAGAUAUCUAAUAAAUAUUUUAGAUUAUAGAUGAAGCUAAGAAUUAGAUUGUCUCCUUUCUUUAAGAAAAUAAAAACCAUAGUAUAAAUCAGGAUAAAGGGUUUGCGAGCGAUUUAGAAUACAUAAAAAGCUAAUCUUCGCUGCUUUGUGAUUUUUUGAGGAAAUUAAAGAAAUGA
Paramecium octaurelia is the source of this 2587-nucleotide messenger RNA. Lineage: Eukaryota; Ciliophora; Oligohymenophorea; Peniculida; Parameciidae. The record is from the annotation of a GenBank genome assembly.